Messenger RNA from Aspergillus puulaauensis, 2619 nucleotides. RefSeq names its product karyopherin beta (gene KAP95). Bases 1 to 2619 code for a protein of 872 amino acids. Gene Ontology annotation, cellular component: nucleus; cytoplasm. Gene Ontology annotation, molecular function: nuclear import signal receptor activity; small GTPase binding. The record is from RefSeq and is a predicted model, not a curated record. Lineage: Eukaryota; Fungi; Ascomycota; Eurotiomycetes; Eurotiales; Aspergillaceae. Gene Ontology annotation, biological process: protein import into nucleus. The transcript is spliced from 9 exons.
AUGAAUGUCACUCAGGUGUUGGAAGGCACCAUCUCGCCAGAUGCCACCACACGUACCAACUCUGAGCAGCAGUUGCUCCAUGCGGCAGAGGUCGACUUUGCCGGAUAUCUCGUCACCUUAGGUCAAGAACUCGCAAAUGAAAACUCCGCAUCCCACAUCAGAACCGCCGCCGGUCUCGCUCUAAAGAACGCUUUCACCUUCAGGGAUCGAGAAAGACUAAACGAAGUUCAACAAAAAUGGCGCCAGCAAAUUACCACAGAAAUUAAGGCGCAAGUCAAGAAACUGGCCAUCGACACACUCGGCUCCAAAGAUGGGCGGGCCGGUCAGUCAGCUGCUCAGUUUAUUGUCUCUAUCGCUGCCAUCGAGCUGCCACAGAAUGAAUGGCCCGAUUUGAUGCAGGUUCUCGUUCAGGGUGUCGCGAGUGGAUCCGAUCAAAUGAAGCAGGCCUGCCUGAUCACCAUCGGUUUCAUUUGCGAAUCUCAGGAUCUGGAACUUCGAGAAAGUCUGGCUGCACACUCCAAUGCUAUUCUUACGGCUGUUGUUCAGGGGGCUCGUCGCGAGGAGCAGAGCAUGGACAUUCGAUAUGCCGCUAUCAAGGCCCUCAGUGACUCUGUAGACUUUGUACGAUCGAAUAUGGAAAAUGAGGGCGAACGGAACUACAUCAUGCAGGUUGUUUGUGAGGCUACGCAGGCUGAUGACCUCCGUGUCCAGGCCGGUGCUUUCGGUUGUCUGAACCGUAUUAUGGGUGCUUACUACGAUAAGAUGAGCUUUUACAUGGAGAAGGCUCUGUUUGGCCUCAGUAUCAUGGGAAUGAAGAGCGAGGAGGAAGAUGUAGCCAAGCUUGCUAUUGAAUUCUGGUGUACCGUUUGCGAAGAAGAAAUUGCUAUUGAAGAUGAUAAUGCUGCGGCCCAAGAGGAGGGUUUGACUGAUGUCCGCCCAAUGUAUGGCUUUGCGCGCAUUGCUUGCCGCGAGGUUGUCCCAGUGCUUUUGCAGUCAAUGUGCAAGCAGGAUGAAGAUGCAGGAGAUGACGAGUACAACGUUUCCCGUGCGGCCUACCAGGCCCUGCAACUAUACGCCCAGUCCGUUCAGGCUGAGGUCAUUCAGCCUGUCCUGGCUUUCGUUGAGGAGAACAUUCGCCAUGAAGAUUGGCGCCGCAGAGACGCUGCCGUGGCCGCCUUCGGCGCGAUCAUGGAUGGCCCAUCCCCUCAGGUUCUGGAGCCUCUGGUGAAGCAGGCUCUGCGUGUUCUCGUCAGCAUGAUGGAAGACAGCUCCAUCCAGGUCCGUGACUCUGCUGCCUACGCCCUCGGCCGCGUUUGCGACUUCUGCUCCGAGACUCUCGACCCUGACGUCCACCUUCAACCCCUUAUCUCUUGCCUCUUCAACGGCCUUGCAAGCUCUCCCAAGAUUGCUAGCUCAUGUUGCUGGGCAUUGAUGAACGUUGCCGACCGUUUCGCCGGUGAUCCUGGUGCUCAGACCAACCCCAUCUCGAAAUAUUUCGAGGAGAGCGUGAAGUCGCUCUUGACGCUUACGGAGAGACAAGAUGCGGAUAACCAGCUUCGAACCGCUGGCUACGAAGUUCUCAACUCUUUCAUCACAAACGCUGCGAAUGACAGCCUUCCCAUGGUUGCCAACCUUUCCGAUCUUAUCCUUCAGCGCCUGGAGCAGACCAUUCCCAUGCAGCAGCAAGUCGUCAGUGUUGAAGACCGUAUCACUCUUGAGGAGAUGCAAACCGGCAUCACUAGUGUUGUUCUAGCCAUUGUCCAACGUCUUGAAGCCGAAAUCAAGCCCCAGGCUGACCGCAUCAUGCACACCCUGCUUCAAGUUCUCUCCACAGUUCCUCCUAAAUCCAGCGUACCUGAUGUUGUGUUCUCGACGGUGGGUGCGGUCGCUGGUGCUCUGGAUGAAGAAUUUGAGAAGUACAUGGAGCCUUUCAGCCCGUUCCUCAACAACGCCCUCGGCAACCAGGAGGAGCCGGGUCUUUGCUCAAUGGCCAUUGGCUUGGUCAGCGAUAUCUCUCGUGCAUUGAACGAGAAGAUCUCGCCGUACUGUGACGCCUUCAUGAACCACCUCAUGAACAACUUGAGCAGUGCCACAAACCAGCUCAAGCCUGCCAUUCUUGAGACGUUCGGAGAUAUUGCUCAGGCUAUUGGCGUACAAUUCGAUAAAUACCUGACCGUUGUUGGCCAAGUACUGAAGCAGGCCUCCUUGGUCACCGCAAGCUCUGAUGUCACCAUCGAAAUGUUGGAUUAUGUCAUUUCCCUUCGUGAGGGUAUCAUGGAUGCCUGGGGUGGUAUUCUUAUUGCUUACAAGGGCAGGCCACAAGUGAAAUCCCUGGAGGAAUUCGUCCAGCCUAUUUUCGAACUCCUUCGCCUUAUUUCUCAAGAUCCCAGUUCUCGCAGCGAAGGGUUGAUGCGGUCAUCUAUGGGUGUCCUUGGUGACCUUGCUGAUGCGUACCCUGACGGUUCUAUCGCCGCCUUCUUCCGUAAUGAGUGGGUCACAAGCUUGGUGAGGGAAACCAGAACCAACCGCGAAUACGGUCCCCGCACCAUUGAUACCGCUCGCUGGGCUCGUGAGCAGGUCAAGAACCAGAUCAACAUGCAGGGCGGUGGAAUGUCAUAA